This is a messenger RNA of Cynara cardunculus var. scolymus (artichoke), 1774 nucleotides long. Its product is annotated as shikimate O-hydroxycinnamoyltransferase-like. The coding region runs from base 141 to 1433 and encodes 430 amino acids. The transcript has 2 exons. Gene Ontology annotation, molecular function: acyltransferase activity, transferring groups other than amino-acyl groups. The record is from RefSeq and is a predicted model, not a curated record. Lineage: Eukaryota; Viridiplantae; Streptophyta; Magnoliopsida; Asterales; Asteraceae.
AUCAACACCACCCAAUUCACUAACAUUCUGUCAGUCAUUUCAUCAAACACCAAGACUACCACAUUCUCUGUCCGGUUUCCAUUACUUUUUCUCAGUCAAUUAAGCAAAGAAACCGAGGUUUGUUUUAGAGAUUUGAGGAGAUGAAGAUCGCCGUGAGAGAAUCGACGAUGGUGAGGCCGGCGGAGGAGACGCCGAUGAUAAAACUAUGGAACUCCAACGUCGAUUUGGUAGUCCCCAAUUUUCACACACCGAGUGUGUAUUUCUACCGGCCCACCGGCGCCGGCAACUUCUUCGAUCCGACGGUGAUGAAGGAUGCUUUGAGCCGGGUGUUGGUUCCGUUUUACCCGAUGGGAGGACGAUUAUCGAGAGAUGAAGAUGGCCGGAUCGAAAUUGAUUGUCGAGGCCAAGGCGUGUUGUUCGUUGAAGCGGAAUCCGAUGGCAUGAUCGACGAUUUCGGCGAUUUUGCUCCGACGUUGGAGCUCCGGAAACUUAUUCCGGCGGUCGAUUACUCCCUCGGAAUCGAAUCGUAUUCGUUGCUGGUCUUGCAGGUGACUUACUUCAAAUGCGGUGGCGUCUCGCUUGGAGUCGGGAUGCAACACCAUGCCGCCGAUGGUGCAUCGGGGCUGCACUUCAUCAACGCGUGGUCUGAUAUGGCUCGAGGCCUUGACCUCACCCUACCGCCCUUUAUCGACCGAACCCUCCUCCAGGCCCGCGACCCGCCGGUUCCCGUCUUUGAGCACGUCGAAUACCAGCCCGCUCCACCGAUGAAAUUGGCACCCAAAUCGGCAUCGGACGAAACCGUUGUCUCGAUGUUCAAGCUAACCCGAGACCAACUUAACGGGCUAAAAGCGAAAUCAAAGGAAGACGGAAACACGAUUAACUACAGCUCCUACGAGAUGUUAUCGGGCCAUGUUUGGCGGAGCGUGUGUAAAGCCCGCGGGCUGAAGGAUGAUCAGGACACCAAGCUGUACAUCGCCACUGAUGGACGGGCCCGCCUUCAACCCGCACUGCCCGCAGGAUAUUUCGGGAACGUGAUUUUUACCACCACUCCGAUAGCGGUGGCUGGAGAACUUCAAUCGAAGCCAACGUGGUACGCCGCCAGUAAAAUCCACGACGCUUUGGCGAAGAUGAACAACGAUUAUCUGAAAUCGGCGCUCGACUAUUUGGAACUACAGCCUGAUCUUAAGGCUCUGGUUCGUGGUGCCCAUACGUUUAAAUGCCCGAAUCUUGGGAUAACGAGUUGGGCUCGGCUCCCGAUUCACGACGCAGAUUUCGGAUGGGGUCGACCCAUAUUCAUGGGACCCGGUGGGAUCGCUUUUGAAGGUCUGAGUUUCGUGUUACCAAGCCCGAUCAACGAUGGGAGCUUGUCGAUCGCCAUUUCGCUGCAAUCCGAACACAUGAAGCUUUUCAGCAAGUUCUUGUACGACAUCUAAAACUUCCAAUACAUUCGUUAUGAUUUUUUCAUUGUCGUAAAGUUUUUAAUCGAAGCUCGUAAAAUAUGAUACCGAAAGGGAAAAACUUAUGUUAAAACCCGACCAUAAGUAGCUCGAUUGGUUAGAGCGUUGUUAAAUUGGAAGAGAUUGAUGUUAAAACGGGCUCGUGAGUAAAAUCUGGUAUCGUUGUUAUAGCGUUGUUAAUCAAACUAGCCCAAUAUGACUCAUACUGAAAUGGUUGAUUAACCCAGUAUUAUCUCACACUGAAAUGGAGUCCGGAAGGUAAUAUGUAAGCAAAUUUGACUUCUACUGCAAUUGUCACACUUGGAGCUUAAUAGGCU